AUGUCUUACACCGCAGCUUCUCACACCCCUGCCAAAGUCCCGUUGGCUGGGCUGGUGAUAAGUGCGAUUCUGUCGGCCACUGCCUUAAUCGUCUUGUUGAUAUGCAUGGCGAGGAGGGUGAUAAGUUUGAGAGGGCAGGAUCUGAGUAGGGUGCCGAUGGUACGAUGGCUGUUGUUCGCGAUAUACCUGGACUCUUUCAUGUUCAUCAUCGCGUCGAUGAUCUUGACUUGGGGAUUGGGACUCAAUAAGACACUUGAGAUAUGUGCUUCUGCAAUUUAUCUGUGUCUGGCAUGUUAUAUGAGCACUAAGCUCAUAUAUUAUUUCCUUGUUGAGAAAGUUCACAUCGUUCGAAGUGUUGGAAAAAGCCGUUUGAGGUCGAAACUUUAUGCUUUCAACUGCUUUGGAAUGCUUGUACCAUAUACUGUGCUAGUCAUUAUGAACUUUGUUUACAAAAUCGCCUAUUUCGAUUCUAACGGAACAUGCAUUAUUGGCAUGGAGUUGAAAGUACUCAUGCCAUUAAUCAUCUUCGAUGCUUGCAUCAACUUUUUCCUUACGAUUCUUUUCAUUAUUCCACUCAGAAGUCUUUAUUCAUAUAAGAAGGCCGAUUCCAGACUCAAGACAGUCGCAUUACGUUCAUUUGUUGGGAGUUGUUGUACCUUGGCUUCGAGUAUUGCCAACUUGACCGUUCUUAUGGUCCUCAGGGGAGAAGCCUCCUGGAUCUGUCUGAUGUGUUGUAAUGCGGAUACUAUCUUUUCAGUCCUCAUGCUCCACUGGGUCACAUCCAAGGAUUCCGCCACGAACAGCAGUCGCGACCCUAACAGUCACAACGACGGCACCAAUAAUAACAAGAGUCAAACCUACCGCAGUAAGAUUGCCCGAUUUGCCCGUCCAGGAAAGGAAGAGGAGCAGGCAGAAUGGGAAUGGCAGUUGGGCGUCACAACGACCAAGAUCGAGGUCGGCAACAAAGAUGGACACGACACGGACAUGGAAGACGGCGACCACAAAGGUGGAAUCAACGUCCGAGUCGGCCAUUCUGUCGUCGUCGAAACAGAUUUGGGCAGUAGCGCGCACACACCACCGUCGCCCAGGAGUACAGCCACGCAGAAAACCGAGUACGAAGAGGGAGCACACAUCGGUAAUGGUCUCGGUCGAGUAUCGGGCCAUGUGAGCACGGAAGACUUGGUGAAAAAAGACGUCAAGUUCUUGGUUUAA
Glarea lozoyensis ATCC 20868 is the source of this 1212-nucleotide messenger RNA. RefSeq lists its product as uncharacterized. NCBI's taxonomy places the organism in Eukaryota, Fungi, Ascomycota, Leotiomycetes, Helotiales, Helotiaceae. The record is from RefSeq and is a predicted model, not a curated record. The transcript has 8 exons. Bases 1 to 1212 code for a protein of 403 amino acids.